Aureobasidium subglaciale EXF-2481 is the source of this 918-nucleotide messenger RNA. RefSeq lists its product as uncharacterized. The record is from RefSeq and is a predicted model, not a curated record. Bases 1 to 918 code for a protein of 305 amino acids. The transcript is spliced from 6 exons. NCBI's taxonomy places the organism in Eukaryota, Fungi, Ascomycota, Dothideomycetes, Dothideales, Saccotheciaceae. Gene Ontology annotation, cellular component: cytosol. Gene Ontology annotation, molecular function: aldose reductase (NADPH) activity.
AUGGCUGAUACCGUCUUCACCCUCAACACCGGCGCUAAGAUCCCGGCUCUCGGUCUUGGUACAUGGCAAUCUGCUCCUGGAGAGGUCAAGACUGCAGUGUCGCAUGCUCUUAAAGUUGGCUACAAGCACAUUGAUGCCGCAUACGUCUACGGCAACGAAGACGAGGUCGGUGGAGGUCUCGCCGAAGGCUUCAAGUCAGGUCUCAAGCGCGAGGACAUCUUUGUCACUACCAAGCUAUGGUGUACUUUCCAUUCUAGAGUAGAGGAGAACCUCGAUCUCAGUCUAAAAUCCCUGGGCCUUGACUAUGUCGAUUUAUACCUCAUGCACUGGCCUGUACCAAUGAACCCAAAUGGUAACCACCCCAACUUGCCAAAGAAGCCCGAUGGCUCCCGUGAUCUCGACACAGAAUGGUCAUACACUCAAACCUGGAAAGAAAUGGAAAAGGUCCUCAAGACCGGAAAGACAAAGGCCAUCGGUGUUGCCAACUUCUCAGUACCCUUCUUAGAAGAGCUGUUGAAGGAAGCCACCGUCACUCCCGCCGCCAACCAGAUUGAAAAUCACCCAUAUCUGCCUCAACAAGAGAUUGUGGAUUACUGCAAGGAGAAGGGCAUUUUGAUUACUGCAUACAGUCCUCUGGGUUCCACUGGAUCUCCUCUGUUCCAGGAGAAGGAGAUUCAAGAGGUUGCGAAGAAGCAUGAUGUUUCGCCCGGUACUGUCUUGUUGAGCUACCAUGUUGCUCGUGGAAGCUCCGUCAUCCCCAAGUCGGUGACACCUUCGCGUAUCGAGGAGAACAUGAAAUUGAUCAAGCUUGACUCCGAGGAUGUCAAGUCUCUGGACAACAUCUCAAAGACGCAUCCUCCCAACCGCUUCGUAUACCCUGCCUUUGGUGUCAACCUUGGUUUCCCCGACAAGCAAUGA